Molecule: messenger RNA, 1165 nt
Organism: Babjeviella inositovora NRRL Y-12698
Lineage: Eukaryota; Fungi; Ascomycota; Pichiomycetes; Serinales
Exons: 1
Coding region: 1-1122 (373 amino acids)
Source: RefSeq, a predicted model, not a curated record
AUGGAGCAUUUUGAAACCUACCACCGAUACGCAACUUCUAAAUCCGAAGUUUCCUACCACAAUGAUUUGGAAAUACAACGCCAACUGCUUGUCAGGACGGCAGUGUUCUUCCGUGCGCUUCUUCAGCAAGACGUGCAGCUCCGCUUAGCUGACGCCCGUUUGCACACCGCCAGUGAUGGCAAGCCCAGGUCAAAAACAGAGUACGAGGUAAAGUACCAGCAGAUACUGGUUAAAUUAAAGGAAUCUCAGCUUGCCGCGGAUAAGCUCAGACAGCAGGUGAUCACGCAAAAGUCUGUGCUAGGGAGUAAGAUAGAUACGCUCAAGGCCAAACUUGAGGCGCUGGAAAAACGCAUCACUUCUCCCUCACGUGUCAGACCAACAGCUCCACGGAUCUCCCCUGGAACCCUCCCGUCACGGGGGCGAACCAGCGAGCACUCUACAUUCUCCACGUCGCCUUAUCUCAAACGGAUUUCCUCCAGACCUGGGGUCAAAAGCAACAUCUCACCAUCGCGAUUGCCAUUGCCUUUGACCCACUUUACGAGGCCCAGAAUUACCAAGCCACUUUUGUCCCCGAGAAACGCGACAGCACUCUCCCCGAGAGGCGGUCUCUCAGCGACCUCAACACCAAACGGUGUUUUGUCGCCCCUUUCCAAAAUGCUCCAGUCGCGCCGAACCUCUACUGGAUCCACCGGGAAAGCCCUCACGUCCAGACUCAUGAACGUCACAAAUGCCAGUGUCACAGAAAUAAACCGGAGCGCGUCUCAGAUUAUGAAAAAGAAACCAUUGUUUGACGAUUUGGACGAGACGUUUGGUGACACCCGUGAAGCCGAGGAUGCCGUGUUCACCAACUCGCUCCAGCGAGUAGACUUGCUUCUGGAGAGCCCGGAGCACAACAACCUUAAGCGGAUUGUGAGACAACACAGCCGGCCGAGUCUGGCGGAUAAGUUGCAAAAGCGGAAGUUAAAGCCGUUGGGUGUGGCGGACCGCACGAUUGUAUUUCACGACGGAGACAUCGAGGACAUGCACGAGGUGUAUAGGAAUACUCCUAGUAAGGCGAAAAUUCCGAGCGCACGGGACAUUAGCCCCGUGAAAAGAGAUGGGAAGACUAAGUUUAAGAUCUAGAAGGAUGAGUGGGUAUGAAAAUAAAUUUCCGGUAUGUGUCGUA